AUGGCACCGCGUUUGGGGCUCUUUCUGAUUUGGGCUGGUGCGUCUAUGUUUCUACAACUGCACCCUGUGAAUGCAGGGGAUCCUCCCGACCCAGGGAGCAAACCCACGCCUCCUGCAACAGUCUCAAAUGGAGACUUUGCCAGAGUUACCAGAGAUCAUGAAAGCCUACGAGUCAAAGAAGGGAACAAGGACUUUCUUCUUCCAGGUCCUCCAUGUGCUUUCCCAUUCACCUAUAGAGGCGUAAAGUAUUAUAAGUGCACAUCUGUAGAUUUCACAACUGAAUGGUGCUCUCUCGAUGAACAUUAUGUAGGAAGACGGAAAACAUGUAGUCGUGAAGACCGUCCCAAAUGUCACUUCCCCUUUACAUAUCGCAAGAAACGAUAUUUCCGUUGUACAACAGAAGGGAGUGCGUAUGGUUACGCUUGGUGUCCACUCACUGCAAACUUUGAGCAAGAUUACAUUUGGCAGUAUUGUGAUUGA
Messenger RNA from Dama dama (fallow deer), 480 nucleotides. RefSeq names its product seminal plasma protein BSP-30 kDa-like. Gene Ontology annotation, molecular function: heparin binding. NCBI's taxonomy places the organism in Eukaryota, Metazoa, Chordata, Mammalia, Artiodactyla, Cervidae. The coding region runs from base 1 to 480 and encodes 159 amino acids. The record is from RefSeq and is a predicted model, not a curated record. The transcript is spliced from 4 exons. Gene Ontology annotation, cellular component: cell surface.